This is a messenger RNA of Prorocentrum cordatum, 335 nucleotides long. The record is from the annotation of a GenBank genome assembly. NCBI's taxonomy places the organism in Eukaryota, Dinophyceae, Prorocentrales, Prorocentraceae.
AGGUUUUCACGACGGCAUGGUGGAGGCGGGCAAGUCGCUGUCGUCGGCGGUGGAGGGCGUGUUCGACAUCGUCAAGAAGCCGUGGGAGGGCGCGCAGAGCGGCGGCCUGGGCGGCUUCUGCUCCGGCUUCGGCAAGGGCCUGGCGGGCGCCAUCGUCAAGCCGAUCUCGCAGGUCGGCCAGGCGGUGUCCGACGUGGGCUCCGGCAUCGCGGCGCAGGUGACGCCGGACACCCAGUCCAUGAAGCGCCGGCGGGACCGGCCGCGGCUGCGGCAGCCGCGCGUGCUGUACUCGGAGCUGGGCGUGGUGCGGCCCUGGAGCGCAUUCGAGGCCGAGG